Messenger RNA from Dreissena polymorpha, 1472 nucleotides. RefSeq lists its product as uncharacterized. The record is from RefSeq and is a predicted model, not a curated record. The transcript is spliced from 6 exons. NCBI's taxonomy places the organism in Eukaryota, Metazoa, Mollusca, Bivalvia, Myida, Dreissenidae. The coding region runs from base 389 to 745 and encodes 118 amino acids.
CUUAUAUUAUAACUGUUGCAAUAAUUAAGUAGUGCAUCCAAAAAAAUCAAUCGUAAAACGAGUUACAUGUUCCUAGCUUAAAGAUCUAGCAUCUUAUUUUUUUUGUUUUCUAACCACAGGAAUUUAAAGCUGGUUCGGUGGCUGUGCGACGCCAUUGGGGAAGUUCACAACUACGGACCCGGAUACGACAUGUUCUGUGACGUCACCUGUGACAACAGUCUAUGAGAUCAGAAAAAUUGCGUCACCGACCGAUCCCUAGAAACCGGAGUUCGAAGUGUGGAUCAGAAACGCCGUUACCCAGGCCUCUAUCGACUUCAAUGACUAGGCUGUUCCGCUGCCGCUAACAAUCAAGUGCACAGACGGAAACGUUGUCAAUGACAUCACGGGGAUGUUUAACGUCAACAUCGUCGACUCGCCACCGGUUUUCACUGCACUGCCUGCUACCGGAUCUAACAUUUUCGACGGUCUCAAACAGGCCACCGAAACCCUUCACACAUUCAGCGUCACCGAUAGCGACGACACCGUUACGUGCUCUGCAAGAGCGCCGGAAAACGCCCUUUCUGAAGUGGUCGCCGGCGUGGCACCAAGAUUUACAGUUAACGUAAGGAUGGGGGUUACGCUAAGAGCAGAGAACGGACCUUACGUCAUCAACGUCGACUGCUCAGAUGGCGACAAUGACGUCACUGCGACGUUCACACAACCAGUGAUGGAUACGCCGCCGACCGUUGUAUCCGGGAUCCCCUGAAGUUCCCCAACGUAUCUGACGCCACUGUCACGCAGACGUUACUCGGGAAGUUUACAACUACAGACCCAGAUACGGCGCGCUCUAUGACGUCACCAUCCACCACCGUGUAUGAGAUCAGAAAUGUGACGUCACCGGUGAAUGUUUCUCAGCCAGGAAAUCCUCCAGUUAGGAUAAGAAGUUUAUUGCGGCUGAUGUUGACACAUAUCUCUAUGAGGUUAGGGGAAACAUUGGUGAACGCUGCCUGCCCGACAACACGAAAAUGUUGGCUCUGUACAAGGUCAACCCCAACGCUGAGUGGGUCUUGAAACACAGACAACGCAUGAAAGCCGAUUAACCGCAUCUUAAAAUUGUUCGACAGAGACUGAAAUUUUGCUGGCAGAGAGAAUGGGCAAAACCUCGUAUUUAGCGGUUCUGACAAAAGCCCUCCAUCCCAUUUCUGUGUAUAGCUCUCAUUUCCAUUUAGAGCUCCAAUAACUAUUUUGAGCUCCCAUUUCUAUUUAGAGCUCACUUGUGUUUUUAGAGCCCUAAUGUCUGUUUAGAGCUCCAAUUUAUAUGUAUUACUCCCAUUACUAUUUAAAGCUUCUUUGUUAUUGUAUGUUUUCUGCAAAGUAUUAUACAUGUAUUAUAAUUACUGAUGCUGGCCCUUUUUGACCCAUAUCCGAAAGUGUUGUCUCAUUACAUUUAAUGUUAUGUGCAUCACAAAUGUUGCGCUAAGUUAUUUCGUGUG